CUUUCCUGGAUUGUACGCCGUACAUGUAGUACGUGAAGCUGCCGUAUAACCAAACUUUAAAGUGAAAUCUUUUUCACUUAUCCCCGUGAAACACGUGUUUUGAAACGAAACGAACGUAAACAAGUUAGUGCAAAAUGCCGCUCGCCAAGGACUUUCUGCACCCGUUGCCGGCCGAGGAGAAGAGGAAGCACAAGCUGAAGCGCCUGGUGCCACAUCCGAACUCGUACUUCAUGGACGUGAAGUGCCCCGGAUGCUACAAGAUCACCACCGUCUUCAGCCAUGCCCAGAGCGUCGUUGUCUGUGCCGGUUGUUCGACGAUCCUGUGCCAGCCGACCGGUGGCAAGGCGCGCCUGACCGAGGGCUGCUCGUUCCGCAGGAAGCCGUACUAGAGCGCGAUUGAAAAAGGGAUGCCACAACAUGCGACCCCGCCGACCCGGAACGGGUGCUGCGGGCGUUCACCAUCAACGUAGGGAAAGAUGAUGGGGCACUCCGCCUCAGAGCAGCAGCAGCUAGCAUUCGUUCGGUCGCAUCGCGUUUGUCCCGGCCGCUCCCGACAUUCGGAAGAUGUAUUCAAUCGUAUAUCGAGAAAAUAAAGGAAGAGUAUCGAUCGUUUGUACGUGCUAAAA
Molecule: messenger RNA, 626 nt
Organism: Anopheles darlingi
Lineage: Eukaryota; Metazoa; Arthropoda; Insecta; Diptera; Culicidae
Gene: RpS27
Product: 40S ribosomal protein S27
Exons: 1
Coding region: 135-389 (84 amino acids)
Biological process (GO): ribosomal small subunit assembly; translation
Cellular component (GO): cytosolic small ribosomal subunit; ribosome
Molecular function (GO): structural constituent of ribosome; RNA binding
Source: RefSeq, a predicted model, not a curated record